Messenger RNA from Hippopotamus amphibius kiboko, 1218 nucleotides. RefSeq names its product coiled-coil domain containing 54 (gene CCDC54). The transcript has a single exon. NCBI's taxonomy places the organism in Eukaryota, Metazoa, Chordata, Mammalia, Artiodactyla, Hippopotamidae. The record is from RefSeq and is a predicted model, not a curated record. Bases 180 to 1166 code for a protein of 328 amino acids.
AGCUAACCAUCAAAGAGUGCCUACUAUUGCGUUUGAUGUUCUCCAUAAGGUGUUGUAGGAUGUUACCAGAAAAGACACCCAACAAAUAGUAAGAGAAAGACCAUUUCAUUCUAACAUUGCUUCUUUCUUUGAUUUUGAUCAGGUUUCCCAACACCUUGCCUCUUGUUUCAUCAUGAAAGAUGUACAAACUUCAAACCAAAAGGGUAAAAGCUGCUUCUGGGCAGAUGUGGAAUUCAAACUUCUCCAGGAUCAGACAAUCUCUUAAAAAUGCUUACCAUAAAUGUAAGAAGUGGCACCCAAAUUCAACUAGAUACCCAACUAUGACUUCCUAUGACUGUGACCAAGAUGACACGAAUGCUGAUGAAGAAAUGAAUCUUAUAGUAAUGCUCCAAGACAUUAAAACCGCCCAGAUUGAACUCCUCAGCCAAAAGACCGACAUUGUUGGUACAGUAUCAAAAGUCCAGGAAAGGACUGACUUUUAUCAGAAACAGAUGGAGGUACUGGAAACCAGAAUGAAUGUUAAUGAAGACAGACAGUGCGCCAUAACUAAAGAUAUCUUCUCUAUGAAAGAAGAUAUUGAUACUUUAAAGAAGAAGGUGACAGAACUGGAAAACCAGAAUUCUUGCUCCAAUAUACACUGUUUAGAGGUUCUGGAUGGAGAAAAGGGUAAAGAGCUCAUAGAACUUCUUCAUAAACUCAUACAACCAGAAACGUUGAAGAACACAUUGGCCUGUACAGAUUCUGAAAUCUCUUCCGCAGAACCAGAGAAAGUGCCCAGUUGUUCCAAGCCCACAGAUCACCUUGAGGAAAAAGCAAUUUCUCCCCAAAUGAAAGCUCUGAAGAAAAGCUGCCAUCAAAAUGCAUUAAGAGGCUUUCGAAAAGCAAAGUCAAAUAUUUGUAUUUACCCAGACUUUAACACAUGGAUCAAGCUAACUUUUGUCCAUGGAGGAAAGUGGAGAUUUUUCCUCAGUGCAACCAAGUUAGAGGAAUUCAUCCAGUGGCUUCUUUCCAGGCCAACGAUCCCUCCUGAGGAACCACAAGUCAUAACCCAGAGAUACUGUCCAUUCUCUGGGCCUAUUGCAAGCUUGACCGCAACCUGUCUUUCUGUUUUCAACUAUAUUUACUGUCUUUUUGGUUCCUCAAAAGAGGAAGUAACUCGACUAUAGAGUAAUUUCCUGCUUUGCUUGGUACAGAAUAAAUGUAACCUGGCCAUUCCAA